CCACUGAUGUCACACCGUCAUUCAGGUUUGGAUGUGAUCAGUCGCUCGAAUCCAAUAACACUGUGUUUACAUUAGCUGGAAAAUGGCGCUUUAUGCAGCAAGAAUUUUAUCCGAGAUGGGCUGGGAGAAACAUUACGACCUCCCGGUCCUCAACGCUGAGAACCAGGCUUUGAUAAAAGAGAUUUGCCAGAUAAAGACGGUGAUCUCGCAGCUGAAAAACAAAUCAGACAGUCAUAAAGAAAGAAAGCAAUUAGGAAACGACUGCCUGAAAAAUGUUAAAAAGGAGCUGGACAUCACACAGGCUUUGUGCAGGGCCAAAGACAGAGAAGCCGAGUCCGAGAAAAACCUCACCGCCAUCGCAGAGAGGGAAACAGGUCGCCUGGUGCAGGAAAAUGCUAAGAUGGAAAUGGAUAUUCAACAUUUGGCCGACAGGAAAGAUUACUUCGAGAAACACAUCCUCAAGGCGAAACAAAAGCUUGAGCAAUUUCGGGUCCAAAUGCACUGGGACCAGCAGGCCUUGAAUUCUUUUUUGGAGGAGUCGACACGAAAAGAUGACGACAUGAUGGCCUUAAUUAAGUAUUCUCAGCAAGAUGAAAUGAGAAUUAAGUCACUCACCAUGGCUAUCGAGAGGAUGACGUUAGAGACCAAGAAAAGACGCAAAGCACUUGACAAGGAAAUGACAGAGACUCUGUCUGCACAGAUUGCUUUAGACAAAACAACAGAGAACUUGCAGCAGGCUCACCUGGAGACCGAGCAGAUCAUCCACCAGUGGGAAAACACCAUCCAACAGAUGAAGCAAAGAGACGCUGAUAUACAUCAGUGUGCUCUGAAACUGGCACAGACCAACCAGAUCAUCCGGGAAAGGAAUGACACCAUUACAGAAAUGAAGCACCUCCAGGACUCUCAGGUGAAGGACAACAAGGAGAAAGAGAAAAAGUUAACUUCGACCAAUCAACAGGCUGCAAAACUGCGACUGGACUUGAAGGAGCAGGAGAAGAUCUACGUCGAGAUGAAAGAUGAGUUGAAAAGUUGCAAAGCCCUACUGGAUAGAACAACUGGCAGCAUGCAGGCAAUGAGGGCCAAUAUAUCCAGGCAUAAGGAGGAAAUUGAGAGCAACGAUGUCAAACUGAUUCAGACCGGUGCCCAAAAUGAUGUUCUUGAGGGGAAGCUGAAAGCUGUGACACAAAACGCCCUGAGUGAGAAGGAGAGAGCUGCACAGAUGGAGAACUACCUCAAGGAAGAGGAGCAGCUCAUCAAGGAGCUGGACUACCAACUACGUGACCGCAGCAAGGAGAUUGUCCGUUGUAAACAACACGUGGAGGACUGCAAGAAGAAGGAGAAGAAUUAUAUAGCCCACAUACUAAGGUGCACAUCUACAAUAAACGCAUUGGAGUGCGAGAUGAGGAAACAGGAGGAGUACUUGGUCAAACAGAUGAUGAUCAUGAAUGAAAAGGACUCCAUGUUAAUCAUUUUAGAUAAAAGGCUAGCACGACUGCAAGGUGUUGUUGGUGAUUCCGAUGAAAAGAUAGAGAUGGAAAUAAAGAUCACAGAGCUCAAACAAACCCUGGAGGAGAAGAAGAAGGCGUCCAGCAAGAUGGUCGCCAAAAUCAAGGAGUCUGAGGAGGACAUUCACUAUUUGAGGAAAGAGAGGGAGGAUUCGCACGCUCAGAAGGAAGAGCUGUGCAACAAAGUGACAGAACAGAAGCUGAUCAAUAGCAAUAUUGAACGAGAGCUGAAGAAACUUGUGAUCAAGAAACAGGAGCACAUCGUGGAGCAAAACAUGUCCAAGUUGGAGGUGAAGCGAAAAAGGGAUCUUCUGUUCAACAAAGCCAACAACGUGGUGUCUUUGGAGAAAAGACAACUCAACGUGAAGAAAGCCAUCCACGAGAGGCAAGAGGAGAUCAGAGUCUACAUACAAAUGCUCAACCAGCAGCUGAGGACCACCGAGCAGGAACGACAGAGAAUAAGCAUGGAACUGAACACAAAGUUGUCCAAGAUGGAGGCCACCAAGAAACAUUAUGAGGUCGUGACUUUUUCAAUGGCAACUUUUGACGAAGAUGAUGAGGAUGCGGUGAAGUCUCAAGCUCACUACAUUGCCAAGGCUGCGCUAGAGAAAGCAGAACUCAAGCAGCAGGGAGAGUGUCUAAGUGCCCAAAUUCGCAAGGCUGAGAGGGAAAAUAAAGCCCUGGAGAACACAACCAUGUUGUUCAACAUGAGCAAUUCUGGAUUUCAGAUGUCAGUCAUGAAAGCAAAGGAAGCCACUCCAGAUUAUCAGGAGAAGUUCCAGCUUGAAGAGCAGCUUCAGGUGGUCGAGGAGAUGCUGAAGUCCAAAAGACAUCAAGUUGAAAAGCUUCAUGGAGACCUCCAGGAAAUGAACCAUGCCUUGAAGAAUCAGCUGACAGCAAGACAGAAUCUGGAACAGAAAGUGAGGGAAAUCAUCCAAUUCAAUGGUUCCAUCAGUGACAUGCUCGUUGCUGCCACCAAGUUUAAACCCCACCUCAAAGCUGUGCUGGAGCAACACUUUCAGCAGGCCGGUCUGCCUUUUCCAUCUUCCACCAUCAGCGCCCAUCGAAAGUCCAACUUGGCCAUCAACGUUGUCUCUCUCAGGUGUCCUACAAUGUCAACCACCACCCAUGCACCAUCUGAGCAGGAGGAGGCCCCAUUGAAGACUGUGAUUGUGGGCCUGGAUCUAGACUAAGUCUUUCUGACUCUAUCAUGACCUUCUGAUGCAUUGAAGAUGUUGGUAUCUACUCCUGAUUGUCCUUGAGACUUCUAGACUGAUUUCACAGUUGUUAGAAUAAAAUAAUAAUAAUACGUUUUCAUUUUAGAACCAGACCAUCACACUACCACCACCAUAUUUUACUGUUAGUAUGAUGUUCUUUUUAACAGUGUCUUUCUUAUAGUCGAGUCAACACUCUUGGGGUCAUUUUGGUUGACCGGCCACUCCUGGGAAGGUCACAACUGGUCAGUGUUUUUGCCUUUUGUGUAUAAUGGCUCUCACUGUGGUUAGCUGGAGUCCCAAAGCUUUAGAAGUUGCUUUCAGUGGGGAGGCAACAGGGGCGGCAAUCACUUUUUC
This is a messenger RNA of Doryrhamphus excisus (bluestripe pipefish), 3076 nucleotides long. Its product is annotated as coiled-coil domain-containing protein 39-like. NCBI's taxonomy places the organism in Eukaryota, Metazoa, Chordata, Actinopteri, Syngnathiformes, Syngnathidae. Gene Ontology annotation, biological process: epithelial cilium movement involved in determination of left/right asymmetry; inner dynein arm assembly; cilium-dependent cell motility. Gene Ontology annotation, cellular component: axoneme. The record is from RefSeq and is a predicted model, not a curated record.